Strongyloides ratti is the source of this 1896-nucleotide messenger RNA. RefSeq names its product Protein of unknown function DUF1647 family-containing protein. The record is from RefSeq and is a predicted model, not a curated record. The transcript is spliced from 5 exons. NCBI's taxonomy places the organism in Eukaryota, Metazoa, Nematoda, Chromadorea, Rhabditida, Strongyloididae. The coding region runs from base 1 to 1896 and encodes 631 amino acids.
AUGGAUAACUACUUUAUUUUUGUUAUUAUUUUUAAAAUGUAUAUUAUGAUAUUUUUUAUAUCAAUUUUAGCAAUUAUUGUAUUAAUAAUAUUAUUAUUUUUUCCAAAAUAUGGUCAAAGAUUUAUUGAUAUUGAAAUUAAAGAAGGAAAAAUACCUGGAUUUAGUGAGAAUAUUGGAAUAAUUUAUAAAUAUAAUAUUGGUUCAUAUUAUAAAACUAUUAAUAAAUUAGUAGAACUUCAAGAAACAUUACUUAGUGAAAAUUCUGUUCCAGCAACAACAAUAGCUAUAUUUUAUGAUGAUAUUUCAUUAAAUUAUUCUGAUUAUUUACAAUCUGCAUAUGGAGUUGUCUUUUCAUCAGCUACAGAAACAACUAGUGGGAUGGUUGAUCCUCCAAUAAUGAAUGCUUUAAAUAGUAAUGGAUUUGAAAAAAUUAAAAUGCCAAAAAUGAAAAAAGCUAUUGUUUGUAAAUUAAAUUCUAAUUUUGAAUCAUAUUUUAAAUGGAUAUACGCAACAAAAAUUAUUUAUCCUGCUGUUCGCAAUUUUGUCAAAAAACAACAAAUAACAAAUCCAAUGUUUAUUGAAGUUCAUAAAAAUAAUGAAGUAUUUUUAGUUAUUCCAUUAGAAAAUGAAUUUGAAUAUAAAGUACCAAAGUAUGAAAUGAUGCUAUCAGAACAAGAGUAUUAUGAUUCCGAUAGUUUAGAAUCAGAAUGUUUUAGUGAUUCAACUGAAAGUAUAACAGAUGAAGAAAAUAAUACAGAAUAUGAGAUGAAUGAUUUGAAUUUUAUAACUUAUUCAAAAACUUAUAAAUGGAUAUUUGAUAAUGAUUUAUAUGAAAAAGAAAGAGAAUUAACUUAUGUUCUACCAAAUAAUGAAAAUAUUAAGGGAAAAACAUUUAAUUUAUCUUUAUACAAAUAUCUUAUAGAUUUUAAAUUAAGAAGUAUAGAUAAUGAUUAUAUAAAUAUAACUUCAUCAGAUAAUCUAGAACCACCCAUAGUAAUUGCAAUGUCACAAAAUCAUUUUAUUGAAUCAUUUAGUUUAUUUGAAUCGAUCUAUAAAUAUUAUCCUAAUUACAAAAUUAUUUUUUAUGAUUUAGGUUUAAAUAUAAAUAGUAUAAAUGAGAUAAAAAGUAUUUGUAAUGUUGAAUAUAGAAAAUUUGAUUAUGAAAAAUAUCCUUCUCAUGUAAAAGAAUUAUUUUUGUAUUCAUGGAAACCAAUAAUAAUAGCGGAAACAUUAAGAGAUUUUAAAACAAUUUGGUAUGCUGAUACAAGCGUCAUUUUUAAAAGAUCAGAUUUAUCAAAAAUUUAUUCACUUGUGACAUGUCGCCGUAAACACAAAUAUAAUCAUAAAUUAACUGAGCAAUUAAAAACUAAGGAUUAUUCUAAUGAUACAAAUGUUACAAAAGUAUCAGAUGAAGCAUUUGUAUGGAAAUUAAAUAUUGAACAUUGCCAAAAAUCCGCCUAUCUUCUCCAUAGUUUUGCAGGUCAUGGAAUUUUACCAGCAACAAAUGAAGGCUUAUUUAAGUAUAUUCCAACUAAUAUAACUUCAAUUAGUACAAUUAAAAAUAAAAUGUAUGAAGCUGGAUUUAUUUUUGCUGUUAAAACAAAAGAUACUGCAACAGAUAUUUUAAAAUGGUAUUUAUUAUGUUCAUUAGAAAAAGAUUGUAUAGCUCCACCAAAAUCACGUUUAGCACCAUGCGAUUUUAGAAAUAAUAGAUAUGAUAUAAAGAGUGAUGGAUGUCAUAGAUAUGAUCAGAGUGUUAUUAAUGUUUUAUUAUCAAAUGCAAAUAAUUUUGAUUCACAAAAUUAUAUUAGUCAGCUUAACAAUUUUUUUGUAAUUCAACGAGGUGGUAAUAAAAUAUGGAAUAAUACAUUUAAAUGUCAGCAAAAUAAUUUUUAA